Molecule: messenger RNA, 1194 nt
Organism: Dentiscutata erythropus
Lineage: Eukaryota; Fungi; Glomeromycota; Glomeromycetes; Diversisporales; Gigasporaceae
Source: the annotation of a GenBank genome assembly
AUGUCGAUACCAAAGUUAUCCAUUACUACCAUAUCUAUUAUUGCUGUCGUUCUUCGGCUGACGUUGUUAGCGUACGGUGAAUGGCAGGACGCGAACAUGCAAGUGAAAUAUACUGACAUAGAUUACAAAGUGUUUUCCGAUGCUGCCCGAUUUAUUACAUUAGGUGAAAGUCCAUAUAAACGCUCAACAUAUCGCUAUACGCCUCUUCUCGCCUUUCUGCUAACACCUAAUAUAUAUAUACACAAAUCUUUUGGAAAGCUUGUGUUUAUACUCGCCGAUAUUGUUGUGGGAGUUUUAAUACAUAAAAUAUUAUGCUUACGAGGGCUAAAUGAACAAAAAGCUGCUAAUUAUUCAGCAUUAUGGCUUUUAAAUCCUAUCGUAGCAAAUAUUUCGACGCGUGGAAAUGCAGAAUCUUUACUUGGAGCAAUGGUUUUGUUAACUCUAUACUGUAUUUUAGUGAAAAAAUUCCUCUUUGCUAGCAUUCUAUACGGACUUUCAGUUCACUUUAAGAUAUAUCCUAUCAUUUAUGCAAUCCCAUUAUUGGUUUUACUGGAUGAGGAAGAUUAUCAAGGAUUAAGAAGAAAAGGCAAGGAAAAAGAGCAUGAUAAAAGUUCAUGGAGGUAUUGGGUUGGGAAGAUGUCAAGAUUUGUUACACCGACACGAAUCGAAUUUGCACUGAUAAGUGGUAGUGUAUUCUUUGUCUUGAAUGGGAUUAUGUAUCUUUUAGGAUCACUUUUGGGUUUAGUUCUUUUCAUACCACAAAUUGGCCUCGUUACACUAUUGGGCAUUGUAUUUGGCAAAGAUAUAUUAUUCGCGUGUUUUAUCCAGACAUUUACGUUUGUGGCUUACAAUAAAGUUUGCACAUCACAGUAUUUCAUGUGGUAUAUUUGUCUAUUCCCACUCAUAAUUCACUCUACCGCGAUUAAAUUCAAAUAUAAAGGGUUUUUAAUGUUAUUUGCGUGGAUUAGCGGUCAGGCUAUUUGGUUAUAUCAAGCUUAUCUUCUUGAAUUCCUUGGCGAAAAUACAUUUUUAAGGAUAUGGAUGGCAAGUAUUGCGUUCUUUGUAAUAAAUAUAUGGAUACUAACAGAAAUUGUGAAAAAUCACAAUUAUGAAAAAUGUUUCGAGCUGGGCAAGAUCCGGAAUGUCUGGGGCAAUUCUGGCGACAUAAAAAAUGACAAACACCAACAAAGAUAA